Messenger RNA from Cajanus cajan (pigeon pea), 1191 nucleotides. RefSeq lists its product as uncharacterized. The record is from RefSeq and is a predicted model, not a curated record. NCBI's taxonomy places the organism in Eukaryota, Viridiplantae, Streptophyta, Magnoliopsida, Fabales, Fabaceae.
AGAAACGUUUCGUAGUUGUUGACAUUGGCUGCUAUGAAUCUUGCGUGACUUGAACAGAGCAACAUUGAGGUGUCAUAAAUUUCAAAUUUUGAUCCAAAUCGAACCUCAUUCAACUGUCGUGUCAUCAUCUCCAUCAGGAAGAUUAACAAAACGAACCCAUCGUCUCUUUAAUCACUGCAUUGUCAUUUUGCAGAUCCCAAGAAGUUUAAGAAUCAACUUCCACUCGUUCUUAAAUUUACUUGAUGAAACCAAACUGGGAGCUCAACAACUGCUGCAACCACGAGCAGGUGGUGUUUCUGGUCACUGUUGCUGUCUGCACUGUCGUUAUACUUGCACUAUGGAGAACAGUGUUACUCAGACCCUUUAAGCUUGUUACCGUAUUUCUUCACGAGGCAAGCCACGCAAUUGCUUGCAAACUUGCGUGCGGUCAUGUAGAAGGAAUCCAGGUUCAUGCAGAUGAGGGUGGAACAACCCAAACACGUGGAGGCAUAUACUGGUUUAUCUUGCCAGCUGGAUAUCUUGGUUCAUCUUUCUGGGGCAUGGUAUUGAUACUCGCAUCAACAAAUCUUCUUACUGCUAGAAUAGCUGCCGGUUGUUUUAUUGCUGCUCUACUUAUUGUCCUCUUCGUUGCCAAAAAUUGGACUCUUCGAGGACUUUGUAUUGGAUUCAUCAUUUUCCUUGGCGUGAUAUGGAUCCUGCAAGAGACAACCAAAGUUCGAAUACUACGGUACAUUAUCUUGUUCUUUGGUGUAAUGAAUAGCUUGUUUUCAGUGUAUGAUAUUUAUGAUGAUCUGAUCUCCCGAAGAGUACAUUCGAGUGAUGCAGAAAAAUUUGCAGAAGUGUGCCCUUGUCCUUGUACUGGUGUUGGAUGGGGUGUUAUUUGGGGUUUGAUAUCUUUUGUUUUUCUUUGCGGAGCUGUGUAUCUGGGUGCUGUGAUCUUGUCAUAAAUCAUAAAAGAAAGAAGAUUCUGCUUCAAGUUCUAUGAUAACUGAAAAACAAUGUCAUUCAAUUCACCUGGCUUUACUACUUUUGCUGAUCAAUUCUGAAUAUUGUCGUAUCAUUCAUUCCUGAUCACAUUCAGGAGGGAAAAAAUAAGAUAAAAGUAGUUUCGAGGCUCUCCCCUAGUUGAGUAUAAAGGUAACAUAUUGAAAAGCGUAACAUAUAAAGUAAUAUAUUAAAAGUUUCACGGUU